Messenger RNA from Arabidopsis lyrata subsp. lyrata, 1334 nucleotides. RefSeq names its product zinc finger protein 4. Gene Ontology annotation, biological process: negative regulation of abscisic acid-activated signaling pathway. Bases 338 to 1108 code for a protein of 256 amino acids. NCBI's taxonomy places the organism in Eukaryota, Viridiplantae, Streptophyta, Magnoliopsida, Brassicales, Brassicaceae. The transcript is spliced from 2 exons. The record is from RefSeq and is a predicted model, not a curated record.
AAAUUGUGGUCUGACUUAAGUGUGAGACGUCCCACCAUUGUCCCCUCCACUCCCACUCACAGCAACCUUAGCUAUUCCCAUAAUAAAACAUCAUCUUACACUAUAAACAAUCCACUCUCUCCUCUUUUGUGCUCCCAAACCAAACAUAUCACUCACUUCUCUCUCUCAUAUCUCUCACUUCUUCUCUUUCUUUUUAAGUCCCCAAAAAUAACCUCGCUAUCGAUGGACUCAAAUCUGUUCAUAGCUCCUAUUUCUUCUCAGAAAUUCCAAGCCUUUGUCUCCUCAUCAUCCUAACUAAGAAAAAGAAAAAAACAACAUUAAGUUUCUGCCAGAAAUCAUGAGACCAAUAUUAGAUCUCGAAGUGGAAGCUUCAUCGGACAGUAGCAGCAGCCAAGUGGCCUCAAACUUGUCUCCGGUUGGGGAAGAUUACAAACCAAUCUUGCUGAAUCUUAGCCUCUCUUUCAACAACAACAAUCUUGAUCUUGAAUCAUCGUCUUUGACGCUGCCACUUUCGAGCACGAGUGAGAGUAGUAACCCGGAGCAGCAACAGCAACAACAACCGUCAGUAUCGAAGAGAGUCUUCUCUUGCAACUACUGCCAAAGGAAGUUCUAUAGCUCUCAAGCCCUUGGUGGUCACCAAAACGCUCAUAAACGAGAGAGAACACUUGCCAAACGCGCUAUGCGUAUGGGUCUUGCUGGGGUCUUCCCCGGUAGAGGAUCAAGUAGUAGCUACGCGGCUGCCACAGCAGCCGCUCUCUCGUGUUUGCCGCUUCAUGGAAGCGGAAACGGUAAUAUGACAUCAUUCAGGACUUUGGGAAUUCGGGCACAUGCCUCGUCCCACGACGUCGGCAUGACAAGGCAGACACCAGAAACGAUUAUUAGAAACAUUGCCAGGUUCAACCAGGGAUAUUUCGGUAAUUGUAUACCUUUUUACGUUGAGGACGACGAGGCCGAGAUGCUCUGGCCAGGGAGUUUCAGGCAAGCAACGGAUGCCGCUGCGGUUGAAGCGGGUAAUGAUAAUUUAGGUGAAAGAAAAAUGGAUUUCUUGGACGUCAAGCAAGCGGUGGAUAUGGAGAGUUCUCUUCCAGAUCUAACCUUGAAGCUUUGAGCUUUCUUUAUUUGUUUUUACUUUCUUUUUUUGAAUGUGGAUUCUUAAUUUGGUUGCAUCAGCUUCAUAACUCUAUUAUGUACAGUGAGAGUUUCACAAACCAUUUCUGAUAUGUUAUCAUUAUAUGGUCACUAUCGAUUGAUCGACCAAAAGUCAAUUCUAGUGUUUGCUUAUGUAUAAGCCAAAGGGAUAUGUAUAAUGGUAUUAACGUAAUAUUUGGGAGUGA